AUGUCUGACCCACACAUCUCCACUAUCUCUGUCCUUAUCUCGUCAGUUGUUCUACCUACUCCAGACGGCAUCAUAGGUCUUCGCACUCAGAUCCUGGACAACUGGUGGUACGCCCAUCCCAACAACACUGCAGUCUUCAUCCUCACUACUCGCCGCCCGGGCCCUCAUGUAUACAAGUACGAGGUCGCCAUCGUGGAGGAUUGCGGUCAGAGUGACAGGGUCUUUUUGGAGUCUGGCCUUUAUAAUUUCGUCGAGGAUGCUUUACAUAAGAUACUGUGUCGUGUUUCGGAGAUGGUCACGCCGAUGAUCGAUGCCGUUGAAGUUGAGGAGCUGGUUGUCAAGAUCCCUUCCGAAGAUGACAUGGAGGCUCAGAAGGAGAACGAGAAGCCCAAGGAGGUUGGAAAGCCGAGAACUUCCGAUACCGAGACUGAGAUGGCGCUUACGAAUGAGAUCAGGAAAUUGUGGACAGCGAUGGACUGUUCGACAACACCUUGUGCGCUCAAGACCCUUAACAUGAAAGUCUCUGGUUGCAAGACCGCAAUGGUGCAUGACCACUUUGGUAACGGCGAGACCAAGACUGAUGCUCUUCGCAACUUGGCCGACUGCCUCUUCGCCCUGGCCUUUCCGACACUUGCCAAUACCAUCAAGUAG
This is a messenger RNA of Aureobasidium subglaciale EXF-2481, 651 nucleotides long. RefSeq lists its product as uncharacterized. NCBI's taxonomy places the organism in Eukaryota, Fungi, Ascomycota, Dothideomycetes, Dothideales, Saccotheciaceae. The record is from RefSeq and is a predicted model, not a curated record. The transcript is spliced from 3 exons. The coding region runs from base 1 to 651 and encodes 216 amino acids.